Molecule: messenger RNA, 990 nt
Organism: Strongylus vulgaris
Lineage: Eukaryota; Metazoa; Nematoda; Chromadorea; Rhabditida; Strongylidae
Source: the annotation of a GenBank genome assembly
AUGAGUGCUGACUCGGAAGCCACCCCUACUCAGGUCAAUCAGCCGACCGUAAAGGAAGAGGGUGCAAAUAUGCCGGCUAGUGAGGUCAAAACCGAACUGGAUGGUUCGUUCGAGAGCCAAGCUUCACUUUAUAGUGAGAGAUCAAAAAGAAGGCGUUAUAAAGCUAAAAGGGACAAGGAAGAGGGUGCAAAUAUGCCGGCUACUGAGGUCAAAACCGAACUGGAUGGUUCAUUCGAGAGCCAAGCUUCACUUUAUAGUGAGAGAUCAAAAAGGAGGCGUUAUAAAGCUAAAAGGGACAAGCCAUUUCUUGACCUUGCUACAAAAGAACGACAGCAGUAUGAGGUGGAACUCAAAGCGUAUGAGAAGACGGACCAUUACAGAGAAUUCAUGGUGACUCUUCUAGAAAAGAAAGAGCGGAUACUGAGACUACGAAAACAACGGCGAAAGUUGGGUGUUGACACAAAAGAGGAGUUUGAUGAAUCCUUGGAGCUAGAAGAUUCGCUGCUGGAAGACUCGAAAAAGAGUGUUAAAACUACACCCAAGGAGAAGAGAGCCCCAGUUGAGACUGUAGCGGCAGUGGUACCAACAGUCCCGAACUCGAACAUAUCGAUAUUCAGUUCAGAAUUUCUUGAGUAUAACAAAAACAGAGAAUCUCAGCUACGAUCAAUCCGUCGAGAAAUUGGCGUCGCUGAAGCUGAAAGGGAGGCUAUGCAACGAACAAUUGAGAAAAUGCAGGCCAACAAUGCUGUGCUUGAGUCGCAAGCUGCUCAUGACAAGAAGAUGGCCAAGGAGGCUGAUCGUAUCAUAGAAUGCUGGAUGCGAGUCUUACGAAGCGCUAUGAGCGAAACAAUGAGAGAAUACAACCUUCAAACCCCUGAGGAAACUGUUGCGUUUCUCACUAAACUUGCGAAUGGCGAUGCUCCUAACGAAGACGUAUUGCAAGCUGUGAAGGAAGUCAUACAAAGUGCCUCGUUCUUGCUUCCGAAAUAA